AUGAAGUUUUUAUCAUUCAUUAAAAAUGGCUCCAAAAAAAGAUCCGCUGAAGAAUCAACAUUAGAUAUCUCAGAUGAACGACCUUUAAAACGACUAUCUCAAGGUUCAGAGGAGUUAAAACCAAAAGACACCUCUUUCCAAUAUGGAAACAAGAAAAGCACUACCAAAUGUAAUAAGCCACAGCUGAAUCUUCUCUUAAAAACGGAUGAUGAGACCUUACAAGAUAAAAAUAAUAGUAGCAGUAGGAUAUCAAGUUGGGGGAGUACUCAACUUCCAACUCCUAUCUCCACUCCUUUGAAACCAGGAAAUUUCCAAGUCGCUGAUUAUCAUCAUUAUGACCAAAAAUAUCCAACCAUCCCUUCUUCCCCAUCUUCGGAAAAUGAUCAAACCAUAAUUGAAGAAUUUGCCGAUUUGAACUUACUCCAUUCUUCCCAAAAGCCACAUCCAAUAUUUCAAAUACCUGAAAUUGUCAAUACUAUAUUACAAUUCAUAGUAGCAUCAGAACCGACAACUACUGUUUCAGAAUAUGAAAGGCGAGAUGUUUUAUAUCAAUGCUUACAAGUAAAUAAGUUAUGGUGCUUUCUUUGCUUAAAAUAUAUUAAAGAUGACAUAAAGUUUAGAAAAUUUGAGAACGUAAGGAAAUUUAUUCCAUACUCCAAAAAUAAUGAGGGCACCAUUUCUCCUAAGACAUUGUCUUUUUACAGAUUAAACGAAUUAAGACAACAUCACAUAAAUGAAAUAUCAUCCAAGAUAAUUACUUCAAAUCUAAUAAAACUUCAAUUUUACAUUUGUCCCAAUGUGGCACCACCAAUGCAUUGGUUCCCACAUUUUACCAAUCUUCAAAAAUUAAUAAUCACGGGGAACAAAAAAUUAGAUGACACUACCUUAAUAAGAUUGGCAUCACACAUACCGAACCUAAUAACAUUAGAUUUGAGAGCCUGUGUAAAUGUUUCUGAUUUGGGGAUAAUAUCCAUUGCCAUGCAUUGUCCUCAUUUAAAGUUAUGUAAUUUAGGAAGACAUAAGAAUAAAAGUGGUAUUACAAAUUUAUCUUUAGUAGCGUUGGGAAAAUACACUGAAGUAGAAACGAUUGGGUUGGCCGGAUGUGACAUUAGCGAUGCAGGUAUUUGGGAAUUUGCUAAAUUAAAUGGUAAUAAUUUGAAAAGAUUAUCAAUAAACAACUGCAAUAAGUUGACAGAUUAUUCCAUUCCCAUAUUAAUAGGGUUCAAUUAUUUCCCAAAUUUAGCAGUCUUGGAAAUUAAGAAUUUAGAUUUAUUAACAGAUGUUAAAUGGCUGGUAAGAUUUAAAUUGUGGAAAAAAUCCAAAAAUGUUCCUGUGCUAAUAGAUGGUGGCGAACGUAUUAAUAAAUUAAUGGUUGGAGAAGAAAAAAGAAUAAGAAGAAACAAUUCCUUGUUGGCUCUCAAUGAUAUGACACAAUGGGUUAACGAGAUUGAUAAUGAAAAAUAA
Molecule: messenger RNA, 1464 nt
Organism: Naumovozyma castellii
Lineage: Eukaryota; Fungi; Ascomycota; Saccharomycetes; Saccharomycetales; Saccharomycetaceae
Gene: AMN1
Product: Amn1p
Exons: 1
Coding region: 1-1464 (487 amino acids)
Source: RefSeq, a predicted model, not a curated record